GAGCGUGGCGGGAGAGCAGGAUCGCGUGGCGGGAGUGGUGGAGGGCGCGGCGCGGGGGUAACAGGGUCUCAGGGCCAGCUCUACACAACUGGCCUUGUGUGCGAGAAGGCUGUGAGGACCCGUGUUCACUGCUCCCGCGGGGAGGGACCCAGCUAGGCGCUCCAACCCUGCGGAGCCCCACUUCGGGGUAGGAAAAGAAGGCCUCAGCUCCAGCUCCACCCAUGUGGACCCCAGAUGAGAUUGCUCAGCUGUGCUAUGCACACUAUAAUGUCAAACUGCCCAAGCAGGGGAAGCCUGAGCCAAACCGUGAGUGGACUUUGUUGGCAGCCGUGGUGAAGAUACAGUCUCCAGCUGACCAAGCCUGGGAUAGCACUGAGAAGCAAGUGCCAGCGACAAAGGAAGUGGUCUCGAUGGGAACAGGAACAAAGUGCAUCGGCCAGUCCAAGAUGAGGAAGAGCGGAGACAUCCUCAAUGACAGCCACGCUGAGAUCAUAGCCAGAAGGAGCUUCCAGAGAUACCUUCUCCAUCAGCUCCAUUUGGCAGCUGUCCUGCAAGAGGAUAGUAUCUUUGUUCCAGGAACUCAGAGAGGACGUUGGAGGCUCAGACCUGACCUGUCCUUCGUGUUUUUCUCUAGCCACACACCCUGUGGGGAUGCCUCCAUCAUUCCAAUGCUUGAGUUUGAAGAACAACCUUGCUGUCCUGUCAUCAGAAAUUGGGCCAACAACUCACCUGUAAAAGGGAGUGAUAAUCUAGGGGAUUCUAAAAAUAAAAGGAGUUGUGAAGACCCUGAGAGUCCUGCAGCCAAGAAAAUGAGGCCCGGAACACCUGCCAGGUCACUCUCCAAUUGUGUAGAUCGCCAUGGGACACAGGAAAGUGGUCCAGUCAAACCAGAUGUCAGCAGCUCUGAUCUCACCAAGGAAGAACUGGACACUGUCAAUGGAAUAGCUCCAGGUAGCUUCAAGGUGGUGGAUGUAUAUAGAACGGGAGCCAAGUGUGUUCCUGGAGAAACUGGAGACUUGAGACAGCCAGGCGCUGCCUACCACCAGGUGGGGCUGCUUCGAGUAAAGCCCGGCAGGGGAGAUAGGACAUGCUCCAUGUCCUGCAGUGACAAGAUAGCAAGGUGGAAUGUCCUUGGAUGCCAGGGUGCACUGCUAAUGCAUUUCCUGGAGAAGCCCAUCUACCUGUCAGCUGUGGUCAUUGGGAAGUGCCCAUACAGCCAGGAAGCCAUGAGGAGAGCAUUGAUUGAGAGGUGUCAGGAAGUCUUGGCUUUACCCCGAGGCUUUGGAGUUCAGGAACUGAAAAUACAGCAGUCAGGUUUACUGUUUGAACAGAGCCGCUGUGCAGUGCAAGUGAAAAGAGCUGAUGGUCCGGGCCGACUCGUGCCUUGUGGUGCAGCUAUCAGCUGGAGUGCUGUUCCUGAGCAGCCUUUGGAUGUUACAGCCAAUGGUUUUCCACAGGGAACAACAAAGAAAGAAAUUGGAAGCCCUCGGGCCAGAUCCCGGAUCAGCAAGGUGGAACUCUUCAGAUCAUUCCAGAAGCUGCUGAACAGCAUUGCAGGAGACAAGCAGCCAGACUCCAUCAGGGUACGGAAGCUGGACACCUACCAGGAGUACAAGGACGCCGCGUCUGCCUACCAGGAAGCCUGGAGCGCACUCCGGAGGGCACAGCCGUUUGCAUCCUGGAUCAGAAACUCACCCGAAUACCACCAAUUUAAAUGAACUCUUGCUGGUAUCAGGACCCUUCAUGUUGGCCUCUCUUCAGGCUGAACAAACCUCUGCUUUUCUGGUGGUUAAGAGAAGAAAGAAACGCCUUCUCCCAGAGACGUGCACCUCUUGGUGUCACACAGUUGGAGCUUAGGACCUCAUCAAGUUUACUUGAUUAGAGCAGCUCCUUGCUAAAAUGGCCUCUCAGUAAUGACCUUGGUAUCUGCCUUCAAUUGUGUUUUAUUGGUUUUUUAAAACAUAACAUCAGAGUCUGGAAAAUGAUGCAUUUAAUGUAAUCUGCAGUAGCUCUUGCUUUGUCUUCUUCCAUUGAUUUGGCAAGUAUAUAUUGGGCUGGAAUUACAUUAGAAUGUCUGGACAUUUUACAGCUUCUCCUGGAGUGGUAACAUGCAUUUCAUAUUUCUAGCCUUCCUUUGGAAACCAUUAUUUCAUUUCCCAGUCCUCAGCAAUCAGAUGUGGUUGAAGUUGACUUUACUCUUAGGCUCAGCACUGGACUAGCCUUUGAAAGUGCUGUUCAGACCUAUCAGUAAAGGUUUAUUUGGGGCUGGAGAGAUGGCUCAGUAGUUAAGAGCAUUGGCUGCUCUUCCAGAGGACCUGGGUUCAAUUCCCAGCACCCACAUGGCAGCUCACAACUGUCUGUAACUCCAGUUCCAGGGACUCAGACGUCCUCACACAGACAUGCAGGCAAAGCACCUGCAGAUGCCAUUUUAAAAGUCUCACUUUGUAGAUACACUGUCCUUGACUUUCAGUCCUGCUUCAUUCAGCCUUCCAAGUGGCAAAAUUACAGGCAUAAGCUAUAGCUCAAAAUAUUCUCUUCUCCUCUCUCCCAUUAGUCCCUUCUCUCCCUCUCCUUCCUCUUUCUUCUACCUUUUCUUCUUGAGACAAGAAGAGACCUCUGUAGCCCUGGCUGGCAUUGAACUACUAUGCAGCCAAAGAUGACCUUGGGCUCUGAUCUUCCUGCCUCUGCCUCCAACUGCAACACCAUACUUGCCUUCCAAGAUUCUCUUCUGAUCAGUGUUCUGAGGCCCACAAUAAUCUUGUGGAGACAUAGAGACAGCCAGCUGAGAAUGAAGGCAGCAAAAGAGGAAACAGCCAGAACAAUCAAAGGCCUAGUAUCCACCCUACGCCCAAACUAUGAGACAAAUGCCUGUUUUGUUUGUUUCUAAUUUAUUUAUUUAUUUAUGGGGCCCACAUAUGCUAUAGUGCAUGUGUGUGGUAAGUACCUUAUCAGCUGAGCAACCUCAUCAGGUCUCUAUUGUUUUGAUUUCACCUAUUAGAGUUAUUUUCUUUUUAACUUAGUUCCAAAGUGCCUUAAAUUCCUAAGUAAGUCAGCGGCAGACCCAGAAACUAGCCCUGUUUAACUAUCAUCAUCCCAGACAUAGCUCUCAGUUUACUCCUGCCUUGAAUAACUGGAUGAAAAUAGCUCCCCUUCUUGUAACUCAGGGUCACUACUUUUUUAUAGCUUUUCCUUUUGGUUUGGUUUUGGAUUUUUGUUUUUAGAGACAAGGUUCUUCUUAUAGCCCUCGUUUUCCUGGGACUCACUCUAUAGUCUAAGCUGGCCUCAGAGAUCCACCUGCCUCUGUGUCCCCUGGGAUUAAAGGUGUGCACCACCACCACUUGUAUCUUUUAUGAGAUUUUUAUAUUAUGAAGACUUGAAUAAAAAUGUGAAGGAAUAAUAUAUUUUUAUUCCUAAAGUUAUAAUCUGCCAAAUUUUCUCUCACACACAAAAAAGUUCAAUAUGAACUAAAAACCUUAGACACUGGGGAAUGGGCUGAAAGAACCGAAGGCUAGACACUGAAGGCAGCUUCAUCUUGACCUGCACCUGUUUUCUGAAGAGCUAAGGGUGGUACUUAAACAUCUAACAGUGUGCAUUCUAUUUUAUGCUCUUAAAACCCAAGUUUGUGCCAGCCAGUGGGGUGCCCUCCUUUAAUCCCAGCACUUGGAAGGUAGAGGCAGGCAGGUCUCUAGUUCCAAGCCAGCUGGGGCCACACAAAGAAACCCUUUAUCACCAGCCAGGCACAGUGGCGCACUCAGGGAGGCAGAGGCAGGAGGAUCUCUGUGAGUUCAAGGCCAGCCUGGUCUGCAAAGAAAGUCCAGGACAGCCAAGGCUACAUAGAGACACCCUGUCUCAAAAAACAAAUUUUAUAAUUGAAUGUAUACCCUAAAGUCACCUUUCUGUAAUACUGGCAGAUGCUUGCUUGCUUUCAGACUAUGUCUCAUGAAAGCUAGGCUGCCUUUGAACUCCUUCUUUUCCUAAAAUCCCAAGCCAGAAAACUGUCCUCUCCAUAGAGUUAUCCUACUUAUCCUUGUCCGUUUUCUGCCACCAGCAACAUUAUCAGAUCUGAGCAUGUGCCAGCUUGAUGAUCUAGAGCCAAAGUGGCUUCAUUUGCCUAGCAUCCUAUGGUCCUCUCCAGGCUCUGGCUGCAGAAAGCCUGCUUUCCUCGGUGAAGUCAGGGGCUAUGAGUCACAGGACAUUCAUGCAUGUCCCCGCCACCCACCCCAUCAGGGCUCACAGAGCAACGCCAGGGACAGGCCAACCAGCAGGACAGUUUGCCAUAAUCAUCAGAGAAAGUAGGAUAGGCAGAAGAAACCAAGGGCCUGACAUGCUGGGCCAGUGUCCACCACUUAGCCACGCCCCACCCAGGUUUUUGGUUUUGUUUUUUAAUUAGUGAAAAGGAUUUUGUAUUUUAAACUGUUGAAACAGAUGCCCUUCAGAAGUGAAGCUGCAUUCCUAAGUAGGGUCUAAUGUUAUAACCGUGUGUAUGUGUGUGUUUUCACUUUAUUUUUUAUAACUUAAUCACUUUAUAUCCUGAUUGUAGCCUCCUCCUUCAUCUCCUCCCCUUCCUCUUUUCCCACCGCCUCCCCCUUUCCCCUCUCCCAGACCACAGAAAGGGGAGCUCUUCUCCACUACCAUCUGACUCUAGCCUAUCAAGUCUCAUCAGGACUGCCAGGAUCCUUUUCCUCUGUGGCCUGGCAAGGCUGGUGUAAAUUUUCUUUUCCUCGGGAUUUUAAGAACUUAGUUUGAAGCCUGGCAUGGUGGCGCAGGCCUUUAAUCCCAGCACUCCGGAGGCAAAGGCAGGCAGAUUGCUGUGAGUUCAAGGCCAGCCUGGUCUACAAAGUGAGUCCAGAAAAGCCAAUCUACACAGAUAAACCCUGUCUCAGAAAAAAAUUAAAAAAAAAAAAGAACUUACUUUGAUUUAGCCUUGCAGUGUAUAUGUUCAUGUGGUUCUUCCUUUAGGAUGGAGGAAUGCCGUGUUAAAUGCUGUGUUUUAUGGGGUUCACCACUGCCAAGCAUGAGCUCACCGUCUGAGGCAAUGAAGUGACUGUGGAGAAAAUGGCCUGCCCUGGCCACCACUGCCUCACUGGAGAAGUGCAGACUCUGUCUGAUUUGCUUGUGUCUGUGGCUGCUGGAAAGGUGCCCCAUCCAGAUCUUCAUAUUUUUGGCUUUAAAACAAUGUUCUAACGCCAGAGUUUUCCAGUUUCUAAACAUGAACUCUCUUUUGGCUGGUUAAGUUUUCAAGUACCACUUGCCUCCUGUGCUGGUGAGAAAGCCAGAGCUGCUGGGAACCCACAGCAGCACAAAGAUCACAGAAGCAGGAAGUGGCCUCCAAACAGACAGAAUACGUGUGUUUUUAUGCUUUUGUGUGUGUGUGUGUGUGUGUGUGUGUGUGUGGAGGCAGGUAUCUUGGGGAAAGUGUCUUUAUUUUCUGAACAGAAUAGUUCAUUUUAUACCCCAUUUUAAGGAAUCAUAGGCCUUGACUUCCUAUACAUGUGAAUCUUAAAAGUAAUUGUUUAAAAAAAAAAAAAAAGCUGGGCGUUGUGGGACAGGCCUUUAAUCCCAGCAGAUUAAAGUUGAAGGCCAGAUCUCUUGAGCUGAAGGUCAGCCUGGCCUGCUGAGCUAGUUCCAGGACACCCAGGGUUACACAGAGAAACAGUGUCUUGAAAAACAACAACAAAACUAAAAUUAAAUUAUGUCUGUAAUUGAGCCAAGCUGUUUCCCUGUAAAGCUGUCCAGGUAGAUCCAAAACAAUUUUUAGGUAGGUCUAUAGCCCAAAGGAGAGAAGAAAACUGGAGCUGCUUCAGAGGUGUAAGUAAGUGAACCUUUGAAUUCAGUGUUCAUUUCUAGGCACUGGGACGCGUGUGCAGGAUACAGCACUUGCGAACAUGUGCAAGGGUCUUCAGACCAAAUGGAAAGGAAUAUAAAUCGGAGCCGCUGUGGUCGGGCCAGGGGUGGCGGCUGAUGUAAAGAGGCUCAAGAGAACGCCACAGGGUAGACUGGCUGUUCAUCUCUUUGGCUGGUAACUUUCUGAGUGUAGAUCCAGGCUGGCCUGGAUCUCCUGAAGUUCCCAGGUUUCCAGAUGCUGCUAUUACAGAUGUGUGCUGCCAUGCCAGGCUAACAGUCCAUGUUUUAAUUGAGGUGUUAAAUACAGGAAUACAGGUCUGGUGGAAAUUUGUAAGGUCUACAAUCAUGUUCUGUGCUCUUUUUUUAAUGUAAUUAUACCUCAAUUUAGAAUGUGAAAGAAAAAAGUCCUUAAGAAUUACUUGAGAUAGCAGAAAACUUGAGUAUGGCCUUUGAAACAAUUACAUUAUAGUACCAGCU
Molecule: messenger RNA, 6321 nt
Organism: Meriones unguiculatus (Mongolian gerbil)
Lineage: Eukaryota; Metazoa; Chordata; Mammalia; Rodentia; Muridae
Gene: Adat1
Product: adenosine deaminase tRNA specific 1
Exons: 10
Coding region: 222-1718 (498 amino acids)
Biological process (GO): RNA processing
Molecular function (GO): adenosine deaminase activity; RNA binding
Source: RefSeq, a predicted model, not a curated record